Lottia gigantea (owl limpet) is the source of this 1920-nucleotide messenger RNA. RefSeq lists its product as hypothetical. Lineage: Eukaryota; Metazoa; Mollusca; Gastropoda; Lottiidae. The coding region runs from base 1 to 1749 and encodes 582 amino acids. The transcript is spliced from 6 exons. The record is from RefSeq and is a predicted model, not a curated record.
AUGGCCAAUAUUCAAGAUAAAUUGGUGAAGCACGGAUGGUUUAAGAAACCGCUUGGAAUAGCGGCUCCUGUUGUUCAGAAUGGAACAGAUAAUUCUAGUCCUUGUGCUGUGUCUUCAGUUCCAGCUAUUAGAGACUUGAAAUUAGAUCUAGGUGGCAAAGCGUUGGAAACCAAUGAUCAAGCUACUAAUGACAUUGUAGCUGCCGCACUUAAUUUAAUGACACCCACGAGACAAGUUUUUCAGCCCACUAAUGGUCGAGGUAUUUUUAAUAAGACCAAUAUUCAAGAUGGCCUAUUGAAGGUUGGAUGGACUAAAAAGACUAAUGAAGUUGUAAUCUAUGGUCUAAGAUCCACUGACAAGGUCGAGCCAGUUUCUGAAGGCACUGAAAACCUUGAGGUGUGGUUGAAUAAUUACCAUGAGGGUAAACUGAGCCAAACAUCUGAUACAAAAUCUACUGUAGGUAAUGAUGUGGCUGGAAUACUGGAAUGGGUACAAAGAAAGGAGCAGACUGUUUCACCACGAAAACGGCAGCAAGUAGUGGUUGAAAAAGCAGAACUUCGAAAGAAUCUGUUAUCCAAAGGCUGGUAUUCAACAACUGGUAGUUUACCUGUUAAAACCAAUACAAACGCAUCUGUAUCUCUCGAGGGAGAAGGAGAAUAUCCUGCAGGCGUCGACAUUGGACAUGACGUCCGUAAGCUUGAUGGUGAUAUGGACGGCAAACCCGAGUAUGUUGAACAGAUAUUGAACAUGGUUUCAAGAAAGAAACGAUUAAGUCAUCCAGCGAAACAUCGAGGAGCAAUGAGUAAAACUGAACUACGAGAACAUCUCCUUUUGAAAGGCUGGUAUAGACAAGCUGAUAAUUUUCCAUCAAAACCAGAUGAGGAUACAAACUUCGUGAUCAACCCUGAUUGUUUACAUGACGAACACUUUGCUGAUCCUAAAGGAACAUCUGUCGACAAGAAAGAAAACAUUUCCUGUUCAGAAGGGCAGCAAGGGGAAAGUAACGAACACAUUUCUAAAGACGAAACAAAAGAUGUCCAUUAUAAUUGCAACAUUGCUGAUCCAGAAGGAAAAUAUGCCGAUGAUAUUGCUGAACAAAAAUUAACACCAACUGAUAACAAUGAUAUAGAGGGUACAUCUACUGGUGAUAUAAAUAGAACAAAAACCACUAUCAAAGAAAAUUUGGCUGAUCCAGAAAGUAAAUCAGAUGAUAUUAAAGAUUAUAAUGCUACACCAAAACUGACGGAUCACGAUAUUUGUAAUUUUUGGAAAGAAGGGGAAUUUGACAGAUUUGGAGACAGAAGAACUAAGCGUCCAGAAUUUCAGCCAAAUCAGUCCAACUUCAUAACUACCACAGUUGAUAAACCUGCUGAGAUUAGUGAGAACAAUGAUAAUAUGUUGUUAGACGAUCAAGACAAAUCUGAAAGUAAAUAUGAAGAUGAAAAGUCUAAGAAAUCGAAUCCUCAUGAAAAAGAAAUAAAUAGUUUGCUACAAGAAGGUUGGACAAUGGUGAAACCAUCUCGAUACCAAGUAACAUUAGUAAAGCUUCCAGAAAGAGAACAUCAUAAGACUUGCAUCACUGAACCAUUGUCUGAAAGUGACGGAAGUAAAGAAACAAAGCCUGGAAAUGAUGAUGUGGAAACUAAAGUAACUGAUUCCUCCAACAACACCGCACGUCUACGUAGAUUCUUACGAAGAUCUAGAAAAAUGUUAAGAAGAAUGUUCACAUGUGGCAGGAGUGAAGAAUAAAAAAGAGUUCUCAUAACUGAAGUUUCUGAUGUUCAUAUCAUAUUUGUUUCUUUUCGAAACUUCAUUUUCAUAUAAGAUUAUGAAUUUGAAAUAAUUGUAUAUCACCCUACAAUUGAUGUAUUGAGCACUGAAGAUAUUUUAUUAUUGUAAUAUUAUAAAUUAUUAUGAUUU